AUCCUGUACACGGAACUGAUUGCGGAUUUCUUUGGCAGCCCAUGGCAGACCAAAAUGGGCACAUUGAUCUUGGGCCUCCAAGGGACACAGCUGCAGGUUUAGGCUUCCCAGGUCCUCCUCCACCCAUCUACACCUGCACUCUGACUCCUGAACUAGUAGCCAAGGCUCGGGAAGAGCUUCAGGAGAAGCCCGAAUGGAGGCUGCGGGAUGUCCAGGCAUUACGGGAUAUGAUACUGAAAGACCACCCUAAUCUGAGGACCCGGUUAGAUGAUGCUUUUCUGCUGCGCUUCCUCAGGGCCAGGAAGUUUGAUUAUGACCGGGCCCUUCAGCUUCUCCUGAAUUAUCAUGCCAGCCGGAGAGCCUGGCCUGAAGUGUUCCAGGACCUGAAGCCCUCCACAGUCAAGCACGUCCUAGACCUGGGCUUUCUCACUGUCCUGCCCAGGCCAGACCCUCAAGGACGCUACAUACUGUGUUUACGACCAGGCAAAUGGAAGCCUAAUGAUUACCCAUUUGUGGACAACAUAAGGGCUAUUUAUUUAACAUUAGAGAAGCUGAUUCAGCCUGAGGAAACCCAAGUAAAUGGAGUCGUUAUCCUGGUGGAUUAUGCUGGAGUUGGCCUCUCUCAAGCUUCUAAUCCAGGUCCACUUUUGGCAAAGAAAGUUGUCGGUAUCCUGCAGGAUGGCUUCCCAAUCAGAAUAAAAGCUGUAAACAUUAUAAAUGAGCCACGGAUCUUCAAGGGUAUUUUUGCAAUAAUCAAACCAUUUCUGAAAGAGAAAAUGGCAGAAAGGUACGUCCUGCACGGCUCAGACUUGGCCUCUCUCCAUCGAGUCAUUCCCCAGUCUGUGCUUCCUCAAGAGUAUGGAGGAGUAUCUGGAAGACUUGACAUGUCCGCCUGGUCCAGAACUCUGCUGGAGGCUGAGGAAGAGUUUGUGGUAGAGUUUUGUCAGCCUGAUCCUCUGGAGGGCGUCAUAAUGCCAGACGCCCUGCUGUUUGAGGGUGAGCAAGGUGGCGCACAUGGAGAGGACUCCUUCAGACAUCUGCGCUCACAGCUUUAUUAUUGCUACUGACCUUCUACCGAUGUGCAGCUGGUUCUGUUGAAACAUUUGCUUAGCUAUGACCAAUUAAGUAUUCACAGGUCACCGUAUGGGUCUGACUGUGUAAUAGAUCUGGUAUCGAAAGCCAUUCAGAUGCUGGAAACUUUACGUAUAUUCAUUGCUUUGGCUUAAUCGGGUAACUCUGUACUUUAAAAUCUGAUUUAAAUUCAUUAUCUGAGCUUAAUAUUAAUAGCCAUUGAACAAACAUCCUAGGUUUUAAUAUAUAUCAUAUAUAUCAGUAUUUAUUUUCAGUUAUGCAGGGAGCAUAGAAAUGUUAAAAUGGAUGUUUUUAGCUUUACAUAAUUUUGUGUUAUGUCUGAAAAAAUGCUUGCCUUAUUUUAAGAUGAAGGGAAAAUGAUUAGUAUUCAUUUAGUUAGUUAAUAUUUCAGUUAGCACAUUGAAAAUACCCCAAAAAAAGAAAAAAGAAAAUGCUGUCAUCAUUUUCUCACCCUCCACUUAUUUCAAACCUGUUUGAGUGACUUUUUUUCUGUUGAGCACAAAAGAAGAUAAGAUGAAUAAAGUCUAUACUAGAGAUGCUCUGAUCGAUUACUACUCAGUGAUCUGGCCGAUCUCAUAUACCAAUCACAAGUGUUUGUAUUAGCUUGAAAUGAGUAAAUGUUUGAACGACA
This is a messenger RNA of Danio rerio (zebrafish), 1723 nucleotides long. RefSeq names its product tocopherol (alpha) transfer protein-like (gene ttpal). Lineage: Eukaryota; Metazoa; Chordata; Actinopteri; Cypriniformes; Danionidae. The record is from RefSeq and is marked validated.